This is a messenger RNA of Neocloeon triangulifer, 1138 nucleotides long. RefSeq names its product GATA zinc finger domain-containing protein 1-like. The transcript is spliced from 5 exons. Gene Ontology annotation, biological process: chromatin organization. The record is from RefSeq and is a predicted model, not a curated record. Lineage: Eukaryota; Metazoa; Arthropoda; Insecta; Ephemeroptera; Baetidae. Gene Ontology annotation, cellular component: nucleus. Bases 183 to 938 code for a protein of 251 amino acids.
AGACCUUAUUGCCCCACCCCCUCUCUUGCCUUGCGAGCGGCAGCGAACCAGCGAAGCAAAAUAAAAACAAAACAAAAAAGCUGGCAAGUGGCAACUUCAGUAAAUUGAUCCACUAAAAUAAGAACACGAUCAAAAGUUGGUUGGUUUCAAACAUUAAAUAUUCGCAUAGGAAUAUAUUUAAAAUGGAAACUAAUUCGGAGUCUCCAUCGACUACAUCCGAAUUGAAUGAAGAUUCGGACGCUCCUCUUCUUGAGCCUAGAAGAUCCGCAAGAACAAAAUCAACUGAUCUUCAGGGGCCCAAAUGGUGUCCAAGGUGUAGCAGAAAAAUGAGGAAAGGUGAUGCAGGGCAGACAGUUUGUGGACGUUGCUUGGAUUCUAAUGGCGGUCAAAGUGAAGGAUAUAAGAGCCAGUCAUUGAGAAAUACAAGAAGCAAUUUGAUUAAGCCUUUGAUAAGUGGAAUUCCAACAACCCGACCAACUUUGCCUAAAGGCAAAGGUCGAAGGUCUCAGCUGAAGCGAAUUCCCCAAAGACUGACAAAUUUAGUGCGAGAAAGCUAUACUCGAUCAUACGCCUUCUUAAACGGUCAAUACUUCCAAAUUGGCGAUGUUGUCAGUUUAAUGGAUGAGCAGGGCGAUAUUUUUUAUGCACAAAUAACUGGAAUGAUGCAUGACCACAAUUACCAGAAAAGUGCAACCAUUGCCUGGUUGAUUCCCAAAAAUGUGACCGAGAACACCUCAUUCGACCCUUCAGAUUACAGUCUGGGACCUCGUGAGACAGUGCCAAGAAUGCUGGAAAGUAUGCAUUUCGAGAUGCACCUGCCUCCAGACUUCUUUAGGCCUAUCAAGGCUCCAUAUCGAACCCCUCGAUGCCCAUCGGAUACUGGAUUUGUUUGGGUGCGGCUGAACAGAGAAAAUGAAAACGCGGAGCUCAAGAGUUAGUGAAUAAAUAAAUUACAGUCAGAUGAAUAAAUACCAACAUACAGAAAAGAUACAGGUGCAGGACUUAAGAGUAAUUAUCGCUCUUCUAAGAUCACAGUCUCUUGAGGGCACAGACUUGCAUGCUGCAGAGUUUGAGUGCUGUCUAAUGCUGUAAGCUGUAAAGUAAUAAAGAAAUCAAUAAAAAUCAAACUUGAAAUGUA